UAAGGCUGCUUCUUGAACCCAAAGACCCUGAUCUGAAGUCCAGAGACGCUGUUCCUGAAUUCUGGACACGUGCCCUCUGUGGUUCCAAGACACCCCUGCUGUGGUCCUUGUCAAACCUGUGGAUGCAGCCAAACUUUGUUGGAACCCCAGACAUCUGUUCUCACAGUGCUAUUUGACCAAGAGCGGCCAUGGUCUGGAAGAAACUGGGCUCCGGCAACUUCUCCAGCUGCCCCAACGGCUCCCUCGAGUGGAUAUGGGACGUGUUUGGCGAAUGCGCCCAGGACGGCUGGGACGAGGCCAGCGUGGGCCUGGGCUUGAUCUCCAUUCUCUGUUUUGCAGCAUCCACCUUCCCCCAGUACAUCAAGGCCUGCAAGACAGGCAACAUGGACCAGGCGCUGUCUCUGUGGUUCCUCCUGGGCUGGAUCGGUGGAGACUCCUGCAACCUCAUCGGCUCCUUCCUCGCCGACCAGCUGCCCCUGCAGACCUACACGGCGGUAUAUUACGUACUGGCGGACCUGCUGAUGCUGUCACUGUACUUUCAUUACAAAUUUAAGAAACGCCCCUCGCUGUUGUCUACCCCCAUCAAUUCUCUGCUCCUGUUCAUUUUGGCAAUGGUGUGUACCACCCCACUGCUGAGGAGUGCUGGCCCCGUGACUGCCCCGAGCGAAGUCUUCCGGGGGCGGACGCUUCUGUCAGUGGAGCCGGGCAGUAAGCCCUUCACUCGGCAGGAAAUCAUCGGCUUCGUCAUCGGCUCUGUCUCCAGCGUGCUGUACCUGCUCUCCCGGCUGCCUCAGAUCCGCACUAACUUUCUGAGGAAGUCGACCCAGGGGGUCUCCUAUUCGCUGUUCGCGUUGGUGAUGCUGGGGAACACGCUGUACGGGCUGAGCGUGCUGCUCAAGAACCCCGAGGUGGGUCAGAGUGAGGGCAGCUACCUGCUGCACCACCUGCCCUGGCUCGUGGGCAGCCUGGGCGUGCUGCUGCUGGACACCAUCAUUUCUAUCCAGUUCCUGGUGUACAGGAACACGGCCACCUCCGCGGAGCGCCAGCCCCUGCUCCACAGUUGACAGGGACCCAGGCCGAACCCAGGACAAACCGGGACCUCCAGAUGCCACACCCAGGAAGGGACAGCUGUGGGCAGACACGGGGCUGCUGACCGUGGACUGGAUCGUGGAGGAGGCUGGGGGUGCCUUGAGCUCCCCACCCACCUCUGAAAUCUCUGGGCUGACUCCCGGGAGCCCCGACCGACUCUUCAGGGAGUGAGUGAGAGGGGCACCAGGGCCAGUCCCCCACCCUCUUGGGACACACACCAGUGUCUGAGGCUUCUGUCCCUGGAAGCCUCGAGGAGGGCCUGCAGCCAAGACCUUGGCCUCCCAGAAGGCAGCUGGCGCCCACGAGCUCCCCUCCCUCCAUCUGUCUGCAUGCGCCCCGGAGCGGGGCGCAGGUGCAGCCGGGUGCAUCCGGGGCCAUCCUGGUGACUCCGGAAGCCCAGUAAAUGGUACCUCCCAGCGAGGCCUCUUUCUGUCCUCAUUCCUGAGGUGCUGGGGUCUGGGCUGCUCUGGGCGACAGCGGUGGAUGGUGAUCCGGGCCCCAGCUGCCGGGUCUCAGGUGGGGGCCUAAAGGUCCGGAUGUGGCAGAGCCGAGCAGGAGCAGAUCGCCCAGCCUCCUGGGGACCUCUGGUUUUCUCACCUGCUUCUCAUGGUGGGGACACAGCAGCGAGGACGAUGCUCUGACAAGGUCCCGGUUCCUCUGUGCUCAGGAAGAAGCAGAAUAGUUAGGUUCAGACCUUGGUUCUGCAUCUUAAGCUUGUCUGCGCCUGUUACCUCAUCUGUGAAGUGGGAUGACAACAUUACCAUUUUGUAUUUCCUUCCAGGAUGGCGUAAUUAACGGAGGUUAGCCCCAAAGUCUGGCAUGUAGUAAGAGCCUAAUAAAGCUUAGCUUUGGUAAUUUUCA
Molecule: messenger RNA, 1950 nt
Organism: Prionailurus viverrinus (fishing cat)
Lineage: Eukaryota; Metazoa; Chordata; Mammalia; Carnivora; Felidae
Gene: SLC66A1
Product: solute carrier family 66 member 1
Exons: 8
Coding region: 189-1064 (291 amino acids)
Source: RefSeq, a predicted model, not a curated record